AUGGUUGGAAAUCGCCCCGUUGAUUUGAGUGGUUUUCAUGCUAUUCAUGGUUAUAUACCAAAUUGUACAGAUGAAGGACUUCGAAAUGUUUUUUGUAUGAAACCAACAAACAAUAAAAACAACAAUAAUUUGGAUACAACAACAAUUAAAACAUCUAUUAAAAAAUCAUUUCAAAGGAAUAAAAUAGUUCAUUCUUAUGCAAAACCUGCAGUUUUAUCAAAUUGUGAUCGUUAUUUUGAAAGAGUGGUGCAAUCGAAUCCGUCAGAUAUUAGAAUGGAGUCAGCAAUCCCUGGUCUUUCUAGUGGAGUAUUUUACGAAAAUUUAUAUAGCAAAUAUCGACGUAAUGGAGAUGUUUUAACUAAAUUACAAUCAAAAACUCCUGAAUUACCUCCAGAUCCAAAUAAUAAACAAAAUUCGUUUUGGGUGUUUUCUGAUACAACAACGUCUUUUAUGAUUUUGGUUGGUGUUUUCUUCCCUUCUGUAACAGGAAUAAUGGCAGGUUCAAAUCGUUCAGGAAAUUUGAGAGAUGCUUCAAAAUCUAUACCUGUUGGAACCUUGGGUGCUCAGUUAACAACUUCUAUAGUUUAUUUAACUGGUGCUGGUCUUAUUGGUUCUUCUGUGGCAGAAAUGUUUAUAAGAGAUAAAUUUGGGCAAUCUGCUAUGGGAAAACUUGUAAUAGCUGAAUUGGCAAUUCCUCAUCCACUUCUUAUUUUGAUUGGUUGUUGUUCUUCCACAAUAGGUGCUGGUAUGCAAUCUUUAACUGGUGCUCCAAGAUUGUUACAGGCUAUUUCUGCUGAUGAUGUUAUACCCUUCUUGCGGCCAUUUCAAAAAACUGAUAGACGUGGAGAACCUAUUAGAGCUAUUUUCUUGACGCUUUGUAUAUGUUGGUUAGGUAUUUUAAUUGCCGUCAUAGAAAAUAUAACAGCAUUAAUUACACAAUUUUUCCUAAUGUGUUAUUUGGGUGUAAAUGCAGCAUGUGCUUUACAAUCUUUACUUAAGGCUCCAGGUUGGCGUCCAUCAUUUAGAUAUUUUCAUUGGUCUUUAUCUACUUUGGGAGCAUUUUUAUGUAUUGCUGUAAUGUUUAUAUCUGCUUGGUAUUUUGCUUUGGUUGCUAUAUUUAUUGGGGCUGCUGUUUAUAAAUAUAUAGAAUAUGCUGGAGCAGAAAAAGAAUGGGGUGAUGGAUUAAAAGGUCUUGCAUUGUCUGCCGCACGUUUUGCACUUUUAAAUGUUGAUUCUCGUGGAAUUAUGCAUACUAGAAAUUGGCGGCCUCAAAUUUUAGUUUUAUAUCCUUCAAAGAAAAUGGAACAACUUUAUUCAAAUUUAGAAAAUACACGUAAAGGUUUACUUGCAUUUGUAGCCCAAUUAAAAGCUGGGAAAGGAUUAACUUUAAUUGCUGAAUGUAUUGAAGGACAAUUUGCUCAAAUUUCUAAAAGUGAUAUUUGUACAAUUAAAGAGGAAUUACAAGAUGCUGUAAAAGAAAGUAGAAUUCGUGGUUUUUGUGAUGUUUUGGUAACUGAACAUUUUAUGCAAGGAAUAUCCCAUUUAAUUCAAACGUCUGGUUUGGGAGGUCUUCGACAUAAUAGUGUUGUAUGUGCUUGGCCUGAACAUUGGAGUGUUUCUAAUGAGAAUCAAAACCCAAUGAAAGAAGCUUCUUUAUUUGCCCAAACUGUUAGAACUAUUUCAGCUGCAAAUUGUGCUAUUUUAGUUCCAAAAUAUGCAAGCAAUUUUCCUACAUGUAGUGAACGUCUUAAUGGAACUAUUGAUAUUUAUUGGGUUGUUAAUGAUGGUGGUCUACUUAUGCUCAUACCUUUUUUGCUCAUUAAAAAUAAGUAA
Molecule: messenger RNA, 1833 nt
Organism: Meloidogyne enterolobii
Lineage: Eukaryota; Metazoa; Nematoda; Chromadorea; Rhabditida; Meloidogynidae
Source: the annotation of a GenBank genome assembly